This is a messenger RNA of Lathyrus oleraceus (garden pea), 1542 nucleotides long. Its product is annotated as ribonuclease 3-like protein 2. Gene Ontology annotation, biological process: siRNA processing. Gene Ontology annotation, molecular function: ribonuclease III activity; RNA binding. Gene Ontology annotation, cellular component: nucleus; cytoplasm. Lineage: Eukaryota; Viridiplantae; Streptophyta; Magnoliopsida; Fabales; Fabaceae. The transcript has 3 exons. The record is from RefSeq and is a predicted model, not a curated record. The coding region runs from base 175 to 1203 and encodes 342 amino acids.
AUUCAUGCAUUGGAUUCUAAAUUUCUGAUACUCGCCAAAUAUUCCAUUUUUCAGUUUUCAGUUUUCAGAUUAAAACUGCAGUAAAAGAAAUUGGGCGUUUUCAGUUUUUUUUCUGUUUAUUUAAAUUUCAGUUUAUGAAUCCAAACCAAACCUCACACAAUACAUUGAUAAGAGAUGAAGAUGGAAGCUUCAGUUUCAGCAGUGGAGAAAAUAAUCGGUUACAGUUUUCAAAACAAGAAGCUUCUUGAACAAGCCCUAACCCAUUCUUCUUACCCCGAUUCUGUUUCUUACGAGCGUCUUGAGUUUCUUGGCGACGCCGUUUUAGGUCUCGCUACCAGCAACCACCUCUUCCUCGCUUACUCCUCCGUCGAUCCUGGUACACUCUCCCUUCUCCGUGCCGCUAAUGUUAGCACCGAGAAACUCGCUCGCGCUGCCGUUCGUAAUGGUCUACACCGUUAUGUACGUCAUAACACGGUUUCUAUUGUUGAUAUGAUUAACGAGUUUGUUGAUGCGGUUGAUUGUGAGGAUGAUUGUGUUGUUGUUAAGUAUGGUGGAUUGGUGAAAGCUCCCAAGAUUCUUGCCGAUAUUGUGGAAUCUAUUGCUGCUGCUGUUUAUGUUGAUCUUGAUUUUGAUCUUAAAAGAUUAUGGGUGGUAAUAAGAGGUCUUUUGGAGCCGAUAGUGACACUUGAUGAUUUGGAACAUAAACCGCAACCUGUGACGAUGCUUUUUGAGAUCUGCCAAAAAAAUGGGAAAAAAGUUGACAUACAACAGCAGAGGAAUGGUGCCAAAAGCACUGCAAGUGUCUAUGUUGAUGGGGAGUUGAUUGCAUCCGCGUCCUCAGAUCAAAAGGAUAUUGCUAGGCUUGAAGCUGCCAAGGCUGCCUUGCAUAAACUAGAAUGCUUACUGCCUGCCACUACCAUGAUGCCUGACUGUUGUGUCGACAUUGAUGGUACUUUUGAAGUUGAAGCUGGCAAGCAAAAAUUAUACGCAAUUUGUGGCAUGAAAAAGUGGCCCAAACCAGUAUACAGCAUUGAGAAAGAUGAAGGUACUCCUCAAGACAAGAAAUAUGUCAGUGCUGUUCGGAUAGCUACUCCAGCUGCCACACUUCAAAUGUCUGGAGAUGAGAAAUCUCGGGUGAAGGAUGCAGAGAACUCUGCCGCUUCCUUGAUGAUUCGGGCCUUACAACAUCACAAGUAUGUGUGACAAUUGUUGUAAUUAUUUAUAUAUUGUCUAGUAUGCCCAUGAGACUAUGGUCUCCUGAAAUACAACGCGGAUUCCAAGUAAGCGCAAGAAGACCCUUAGACCUCCAAAUUUAAGGGCCUUGUUUUUAUUAAAUUAAAACAAAAUUUGUAAAAUGGACACAAAGUUUUCACUUGAUGAGUGGAAGAAGAAUAAUGUUAAAUAAUUAGGGAAGGUUUUCUGUUCCACCCUUGUGGGUGUAAUAUUGUUUAUCUUGAUUGUUAUAAAAAAAUAUUGAAAGGGAAUUUCUUAAUGGAUUAUAUAUGUUACUUACAUAUUAUAUAAAAAUACUAAAAUAUUCUU